AUGUUGGACCUACUCUUAACUUUGGCGGUGGCCGCCUCGACAAUUCUGUCAACAAUCCUUAUGCUACUCCCGAGUCGCUAUAUCAGACCUUCUCCGCCAAAGGCGACCUCAGAAUCAUCAGGCGCUGUCGAUGAGCCCAAAAUCUCCGUCCAAGUGCUGGUUCUCGGGGAUAUUGGGCGUAGUCCGCGGAUGCAAUAUCAUGCCAUGAGCAUAGCGAAGCACGGUGGUAGAGUGGAUAUAAUAGGAUACAAAGAGUCAACACCUCAUCCGGGCCUCCUCAAUAAUCCUCUUAUCACCAUCCUCCCAUUACCUCCUCCCCCGCGUAUCCUCCGCUCGAAUGCCCUCCCAUUCAUUGUUGCAGGCCCCCUCAAAGUCUUAUGGCAGAUAUGGAGUUUAUUCCACGCCCUUGGGUACGCCACUAAGCCAGCUCGAUGGCUCUUAGUUCAGAACCCUCCGUCGAUACCUACAUUGUUCAUCUCAGCAGUCAUAUGCUUCCUCCGAAACACGCACCUCAUAAUCGACUGGCAUAACUAUGGAUGGACAAUCCUUGCAGGUACAAGAGGCGCAACACAUCCGUUUGUUACUAUCUCGAAGUAUUAUGAAGCGGUUAUGGGCCGAUCGGCACCGGUAGCCUCGUUUACUGUUACAGAUGCGAUGGCGAAGCAACUCAGAAAUAAACCUUACAAUGUACGCUCCCCGAUACUUACGCUCCAUGAUAGGCCGGCGGCUAUCUUUCAACCCAUAUCCGGAAAUGAAGCACGGAGAGCUUUCUUGAAGUGUCUACCGGAGACUUCCGCCCAAGCAGAGAGUAUAAUGACUGGCAAGACAAGACUGCUAGUAAGCAGCACAUCUUGGACCCCGGACGAAGAUUUCAAUCUUCUUCUGGAGGCGUUAUGUUCUUACUCUGGAUCGGCAAAACAGCAACCCCCAAUUUUAGCGAUCAUUACGGGCAAAGGCCCGCAAAAGCAAAUGUACCUAGAGCGCAUCGCUUUCCUGAAAAAGGAGUCUAGGUUGCAGAAUGUAUCUAUUGCCACCGCUUGGCUUAGCACUGAAGACUAUGCCACUUUACUUGCAUGCGCAGAUCUUGGAGUUUGUCUCCAUAUGAGCAGCAGUGGGGUUGACCUACCGAUGAAAGUUGUUGAUAUGUUCGGAGCUGGUUUGCCAGUUGUUGGAUAUGGGAACUAUGCGAGUUGGGGAGAGUUGGUUAAGGAAGGUGUCAAUGGUCGAGGCUUUGUUACAAGUGAUGAUCUAGCGACAGUGCUAGGUGAGCUAUUUGGUGAUGUUGAACAAAAGCAGCUGGCGAAGUUGAGAAAGGGGGCUAUAGAAGAAGGGAAGAGAAGGUGGGAUGACGAAUGGGGUGGAGUUGCUGGACGGUUACUCGGCCUAUGCGAGUAA
Molecule: messenger RNA, 1395 nt
Organism: Venustampulla echinocandica
Lineage: Eukaryota; Fungi; Ascomycota; Leotiomycetes; Helotiales; Pleuroascaceae
Product: UDP-Glycosyltransferase phosphorylase
Exons: 2
Coding region: 1-1395 (464 amino acids)
Cellular component (GO): endoplasmic reticulum
Molecular function (GO): mannosyltransferase activity
Source: RefSeq, a predicted model, not a curated record